AUGGUAAGCUCUCACUUCUUGACGGAGCCGUAUUCAGUGUCGAAUGCUUACGAGAGAAACGAAGAGACCAGCGACAGCCAGUCAACGUCAGUGAUUAUUUCAGACAGUAAUACGAACACGGCUGUAAACAGGAAUGAUAAAGGAGAGAGCGAUCCUGUUGCUCUGGGACCGGAAAAGACACCGGUGAGUAAUUUGGAGCUCGGGAGCUUGGCAGGAUGCAUCAGAAGUCAAAGUGGUCCACCGUCACUUUCGAUAUCAUUCGAGGAUCAGGAUUUGUCGUCCUCUUCCGUAAAAACUCGUUCACAAAAUUCACCAAGCAUUACGACUGGUUCAUCUAACUUUAAGCAGCAAGACUAUGGUGAGGAGAACUACGAGGGGUUUGGUUAUGGCCGCGACGUUGAACUUGACGUUGAAGUAGAGUCUCCUGGUGAAGGAAACAGUUCUGCGCCAUCACCUACUACUGGUCUUCAUUCUCUUGGGAAAACAAGUACUGCCAGUCCUUGUUCAACACUUGGUAGACACACGUGGUUACGAACGUCCUUGAGACGAACUCCACCCGGUAGUGCGAGACCAACAAGACAACUUGGAUCAAAUGCACUAGCGAGUCAACUUUAUAGAAGUGGAAGUUUUAAUAGUUCAGGUAGGGGGUCAACUUGCGACGCUACCGACGAUAUGUACAGUGACGUCUCCUUGGAGGAUGAUGUGAUAGACUUAAAUCACCGAGUAAAAUUGAUCCAAGAACGAAUGGACGCUCUAGUGGACACUCAAUCAGUCAGUGGCGAGCGUUAUGCGAGAGUUAAGCAGGAAAAUGCGACAUUGCAAGCGCGGAUUAUUAUGCUAGAGGAAGCGGCGAAAGACGCCGAAGCUAGGGCGGAGGAGAAGCUGCAGAGCGAGCAGCGACGGCAUCGAGAGUGGGUGGCUCGACUGGAGCGAGAAAAAGAGCUCCAGCUGGAAAACUCCGCGAUGAAAGUCCAGGCGAUCGAGGUCGAGUGCUCGGGCUUGAGGGAGCAGAUUGUGCGGCUAAGGGAGCAGUUAGACGCCGCCAAAGAGGAACGGAUCAGGUUGGAGAAUUUAUUGGACGAAGCUAACUCUAAUAUGGCUACUGCGCGUGAAAAUGAACGACAGGCUGUGCUGCGUGCCAACGAAACUCGUCUGCUUCUCGACGCUGCCAAAGAAGAACUAGCCAAUCGUGAUAAGGACCGGCUGAGGAUUGAAGACCUUUUGCUGGAGGUCGCCAGGCUUGGAGCGAGUAAUAAGAGCUUGCAGGAGUCCCAGGAUGAACUGCAAGCUGCUAUCGCGGUUCAUGCCGGUCGAGAACUUUUGAUGCUUAAUUCUAAUAGUUUGUAUGAAGACUUUGAUAAAAAUCCUCAGAGUUUAGCUGCUGAGUUGUCGGCUAAUCAAAAUCGAGACCAGGUUUUACAGGCUUUAAAAGAGCAAAAAGAAGUAAAUGCACAAUUACGGUCAUACAUAGAUGGUAUACUAUUAAACAUCGUUGAAAAUAAUCCACAAUUACUGGAAGUUAAGAAGCAUUGA
Messenger RNA from Cotesia congregata, 1533 nucleotides. The record is from the annotation of a GenBank genome assembly. NCBI's taxonomy places the organism in Eukaryota, Metazoa, Arthropoda, Insecta, Hymenoptera, Braconidae.